Molecule: messenger RNA, 878 nt
Organism: Solanum stenotomum
Lineage: Eukaryota; Viridiplantae; Streptophyta; Magnoliopsida; Solanales; Solanaceae
Exons: 2
Coding region: 104-691 (195 amino acids)
Source: RefSeq, a predicted model, not a curated record
UAUAAAAUACUCCCUCAAAAAUUCUUCAAGAGAAUACACUGCUCUCUAUUUUCUCCAUAUUUCAUCUUUCAAAUUAGUAAGGGUUGGUGAUUUAGAGAGAAAAAUGGAAGACAUGGCUUCUUUAUGGUCUUAUCAACAGACAGUGGAUGAAUUGAGACAAAAGCUUUUGUACACUAAUGUUGAACUUGAAGAAUUGAAGGCAGAUAAAAAUGAUGAAAUGAAGAAGAACAAAGAAUAUGUGAAGCAAUUAAUCCAAAUGUUGAAGAUAGUUUGUGAAGAAAGAGAUGAAGCAAGAGUUCAAAUUCAAAAACUACUCAACAAACUUGAUAGUAUUGUGAUGAUGAAGUCUACAAAAGCAAAUUAUUCAACUGAUCAGUACUCCAAUAGCCUGUCUUCAGAAACAUACAAUUACCAUAAUUCAUUUUUCGAUUCAGUUGCUUCCCCUGAAUGUUCCAACAAUAUGGCUAAUGAUCAUAACGUUGACAAUUGUGUUACUCAAUUGGCCCCAAAAGUUGAAUUGAUUAUUGAGAAUCUUGUAAAGGGGAAAACUUUGCCACAACAAGGGAAACUGUUGCAAGCUGUAGUUGAAACAGGACCAAUUCUGCAGACACUUUUAGUUUCAGGACAACUUCCUCAAUGGCGAAAUCCGCCUCAUGUUUCCAUUAAUGGGUGUCAAUCUGAUUCAUCCUGAAGAUUCAACAUCAUUGCAUAUUUCUCAACAAAUGUUACAUUUUACUAAUUUUAAAUCUGGUUUCUGUUUGGAAAAUCACACUUUGAUGUCUUGUCUGCUGGAAAGAGGCAAAGAUUGUACUGAAACAAGUUGAAGGAUAUUCAAUACCUUAUGCUUCUAAUUUCUGUAUAAAGCAGACUGCAAGGUG